CGUUUCACCACCUGUCCUGUCUCCCCCCUUUUAAUCCUCUCAACCAAAAACCCACUUCUCAAAACCUAGAGAGAGAAACAACAACACCCACCAUUUCUAGAGAGAGAAACCCACAUUAUCCUGUUCAUCUUCAUCUUCUUCUUCUUCUGAUCUCAUCUCCAGAUUUGCAUCAUGAGUUCUCUCAAGAACUAUGAUGCAUUUUUCAGCCUCAUAAUCUUCUCCAUUACAGUCCUCAUUGUUACCACCACCACCACCACCGCAUUACCGAUUCAAAACCCGAGUUCCAACUCGACUCACUCAACUCAGAUCAACUCCAACUCAGUACUAGUCGCCCUCCUCGACUCACACUACACCGAGUUAUCCGAACUCGUUGAAAAAGCCCUUCUUUUACAGACACUAGAACAAACAGUUUCGGGUCAAAACAUCACCAUAUUCGCCCCGAACAAUGAAGCUCUUGAACGCCAAAUGGAUCCCGAAUUCAAACGGUUCUUACUGGAGCCCCGAAAUCUCAAAUCCCUACAAAAGCUCCUACUUUUUCACAUCAUCCCGGGUCGGGUCGGUUCAGAACAAUGGCCGGGUCACGGUACCGGAACCGGAUCCGUUUCUCAUCAUCAAACUCUUUGUGUGGAUGAACCGGAUAAUCACUUACCGUUGACCCGAGGAAACACCGGCGAGAGAAUCGUAAACGGUGUGGCAAAAGUUACCCGACCCGACGACGUUAUCCGACCCGACGGUGUUAUCCACGGAAUCGAGCGGUUGUUAGUGCCCCGAUCCGUACAAGAAGACUUCAACCGGAGAAGAAGUUUGGCUUCCAUUUCCGCCGUGCUACCGGAAGGUGCUCCGGUGGUGGAUCCGAGAACUCACCGGUUGAAAAAACCGGCAGCUCCGGUUCCGGCAGGUGCUCCACCGGUUCUCCCGGUGUACGACGCGAUGGCUCCAGGUCCGUCCCUAGCUCCGGCACCGGCUCCAGGACCUGGAGCCGGCCACCGACACUUCGACGGCGAAAGUCAGGUCAAAGACUUCAUCCAAACGUUACUACAUUACGGCGGAUACAAUGAACUGGCUGACAUUUUGGUUAAUCUAACGUCGUUAGCGACGGAGAUGGGGAAAUUAGUGUCUGAGGGUUAUGUGUUAACGGUGUUAGCCCCGAACGAUGAAGCGAUGGCGAAAUUGACUACUGAUCAGUUGAGUGAUCCGGGUGCACCGGAGCAGAUAAUGUAUUAUCAUUUGGUACCGGAGUAUCAAACCGAAGAGAGUAUGUAUAAUUCGGUUAGGCGGUUUGGAAAGGUUGAGUAUGAUACGUUAAGGUUGCCGCAUAAGGUGGUGGCGGAGGAGGCGGAUGGGUCGGUUAAGUUCGGGUCAGGCGAGGGGUCUGCGUAUUUGUUCGACCCGGAUAUUUAUACGGAUGGGCGGAUAUCGGUGCAGGGGAUUGAUGGGGUGCUGUUUCCGGUGGAAGAGGUGAAGGAGAAACCGGUGGGUAAGGUUGCGCCGGCGACGGUGGGUAAGGUGGUUGCUACGCAAAGAAGAGGGAAAUUAUUGGAAGUAGCAUGUUCAAUUGCUGGAUCAUUUGGGCAUUUUACAAGUUGUUAUUGAUGUAUACAUACAUAUAUUUUAUGCAUAAAAGUUUAAUUUUUAGGAAAAGUGUGUGCAAAAUAGGACAUAAAGGGAAGCAAAUGAUGCAGUUUGGCAUUGAAGGAAGUUUCCCCAGAGAAUCAGAUUCAGACCCCCUUCACAUGAGAACAAACUUUAUUUUUAUUUUUUUUUCCUUUAAGAAAAAAUAAUUUUCAAAAUUUUCUUUCUUUAUGGUGUUAUAUAAAUACUGUAAAUUAGUAAAAAAGUGAUUUUUUAUGUAUUUAUGUUUGAUUUUUGAGGAAAUUGUAUUUGCACAAAACUGCAAAUCUUGUUGCACAAUUUUCUUCCUUAAGGAAGAAUAUUGAUAUGAAGAUCGAUUUUUGAGGAUUCCGGAA
This is a messenger RNA of Helianthus annuus (common sunflower), 1967 nucleotides long. Its product is annotated as fasciclin-like arabinogalactan protein 15. The coding region runs from base 172 to 1593 and encodes 473 amino acids. NCBI's taxonomy places the organism in Eukaryota, Viridiplantae, Streptophyta, Magnoliopsida, Asterales, Asteraceae. The record is from RefSeq and is a predicted model, not a curated record. The transcript is spliced from 3 exons.